Messenger RNA from Vigna umbellata (rice bean), 1076 nucleotides. The record is from RefSeq and is a predicted model, not a curated record. NCBI's taxonomy places the organism in Eukaryota, Viridiplantae, Streptophyta, Magnoliopsida, Fabales, Fabaceae.
AAAUAAAUAAAUUUACUUUUUUCCCUAAAACUUAAAAAAGAAAAAAUUAGGAAAGAUUUGCUGUACCUCCUGAGGUUAGAAAGAACGUUCGAAACAAACGAGAAAACACCCUGGAAUAUCACAAGGCGGUUGGGGAAAGAUGAUGCUGUUGGGAAGGGUUAGAGAGGUGAAGCAGAGUGUGGUACAUCUUCGUCAUCUAUGCCACAACCCACAGAGAUAUAUUCAAGAUCUCGAACUGCUCAAGUGCUUCAAAUCCGAGAUUCAGUUCGAGCUUUCUUCCAAUCAUUUUCAGAAUGCUCAAACUGGUUCCUUAGGGGACUUUGUGAUGGAACCUGACUCACUCAGUUCCAAAGAUGUCGUUUUGCGAAGAAAAUUCGAUUCUGGUGAGGAAGUUGCAGUUUCUGCUAUUCUGGGGCCUCCUAACUACGAGGAAGACACCGUUUUUCCAAGAGAUGCUUUUAUGAAAGUGUGUGUGAAAAAACCAACAUUAAGCUCCAUUUUGCAGUUUGACUGUGGAGUUCAUGAAGAAACUGAUAAGGGCUCUGAUUUUGACAUAUAUAAUGCUUAUUAUCUCAGAUCACCUACAUUUCUCAAGCCUUCCAAUUACAGAGGUCCCUUAUUCAGGUAAGCUGAUACUGGCCAUUGUUCCUUACAAUUAUUAUCUAUGUUAAAACAAUUUUGGUUUUCCUGUUUGAGGGGAAGUUGAUUUGUAUUGGCUUUACAAUUUUGUGGUGGAUAUAUUUAGUGCUGGAGAUUUGCUUCAAUGAACAAAGAGUACAAUUUGUGAUAUAGAUUAGAGUAAAUGACAAAUUCAACCCCUAAAAUUGUCAUUUUAGUCCUUCUAUAGUUAACAAAAUGCCCAAAACCCCCGGGAAGUAUGAAUCUUUUCAUCUGAGUCCCUAGAUUUAACCAGUUCUGUCUUUUUUUAUUCUUUAACAAUUUUAGUAUAAUCAAUUAAGUCACAUAUCUAGCACUAAUUGUAUCUGAAUAAUUACAGCUUUGGGGAACUUUUUGAGAAUUUAUUUUGUUCAAGAGACUAAUGUAAGACUAUGUUCAACAACUUCAGAAACUAAAGU